GAGCACGGAGACCGAGGGAGUUGACCAGCAGCCUGUUGCCAGGAUGACUCAGGGAUUCUGGAAAGUCUACAAGGCCAAAGUGCUGCAGACCCUUGGUGGAGAAUUACAGGAGGAGGAGCUCCAAGAUGAGAGAGAUAUCCCGGAGUCAAUGGAAACCACAGACUCCACGCUGCUGGCAGAGGAAGGAGCAAAUCCCGUUUCUCAGCUUGCCCGUCGGGUCCAGGGGGCAGGAGCGAAAGGCUGGAGGACGGUCUCGUCUUUGUUCAACCGAGAAGAUGAACAUCAGCUGCUGGCCUCCGAGGCUUGUGCUGACCAUCCUCUCGCAGCAAAGGCAGCGGAGGAGUCCUCCUCCGAGAAGAAACCGUCUGGCCUUUGGGACGUCUUUGCCACCAAGUGGCAGCAAACAGCCACUCUGGAAAAUAUGGCCACAAAGCCCGACCCCGGAGAGCCAAUGGCCGAAGGCAGUGAGGCGUUAGGGGAGAUGACCGUUGAGGAUGCCAGCAACGCCAGCCAGGACAAUGACCUUCGGGAUGCUGAAGGAAUGGCUUUCAAGUGGAGUUUCCUGACCAGCAAACUGGCCGAGAUCAAAAACAAAAACCUCCCCAAGAGCAACUAG
Hemicordylus capensis (graceful crag lizard) is the source of this 616-nucleotide messenger RNA. It is a transcript of the gene C7H1orf232, whose product is annotated as chromosome 7 C1orf232 homolog. Bases 44 to 616 code for a protein of 190 amino acids. The record is from RefSeq and is a predicted model, not a curated record. The transcript is spliced from 4 exons. Gene Ontology annotation, biological process: spermatogenesis. NCBI's taxonomy places the organism in Eukaryota, Metazoa, Chordata, Lepidosauria, Squamata, Cordylidae.